AUGCGUAAUACUAGUUUAACAAAUGAUAUUUUAUAUCUUAUGCAAAGAUUCCUCUUUGUCCCCUUUUUAAUGAACAAUGGCUAUGUAAGUUAGUAUCAAGAUUUAUUCUACUUUAGUUCUAGUUUUAUUAUCAUUUUAAUUAUGUCUUUUGCUUCAUCAUCGCUACUUAUUGAAAAAAAUGGAAGUGCAAACUAAAAACUUAAAUCCUCCCAUAAGAUCAUUUUCUGUGCUUUAGACUUUACAGUAAAUACCUUAACCUAAGUUCUGUAUAUUCCUUUCUUCUAGCUUUUUGCUUCCAUUUUCUAGUGUGAAAAAAACUCAAAUUAUAAAUAUUCUUCUACUUUCUCUUAAGAUACUUAUUUUGAUGUUGUCACCAAAGAUGAAUGCUUCUCAGUUAUUAAAAUCUCAAGCAUCAUUAUAUCUAUUGUUUGUAUGGCCGUAUUACAUUUGUUUUGUAGCUAUAUCAAUUAAGUCUAUUAUGAUCCAAGACUAGACUGCACCUACAAAAACUCUAAACUGAGUGGAGACUAUGAAUUAAGUAUUUAAUACUUUGUUACUUCUUUCUGCAUAGUUGCAUCUUUGCUGUUUGAAGAUAGGUACCAAGUAAUUGAAAUUACAAUGUCAGUUGUAUGGUGGUUUUAUUUAUUAAAACUUUUACUUAAUAACAUGCUACAUAACUUCAACAUAUUGCAAAAAAUAAAAUUAUAGCAGGCCUUCAUUAUAUUUUUGACAACAGUUAUUGGGGUUUAUAAUUAUUUCUUCCCAGGAAGCACUGUUGUUGCUUUUUUUUGGAUAGUUGGAAUUAUAUUUUUUACUAUUUUUAAUAUAUAUUUUGAACCAGUUACCAACGAAAUAUGUGCUGCAAAUUCUUUUAAUCACAAAUAUGCCUAAGAUGCUCUCUAGCAAUUGAGAGUAUUAUGCUAUGCAAUUUAGAAAUAUGAUCAAUAUUCUAUAAAAGUGGAUGGUUUCUUAAAUAGACACAGAAAUGAUUGUAUAGAACCUUCUUGUCCUUCAAGGUGCAAUUCUGUUCGCAUAAAGAAGAUUAGCAGAAUGCUAGUUAAUCAAACAACUAACGAGGACUUAAUAAUGAGCAUUUCUGUUAUUUAUACAAUUUUUCACAGCAAUAUUGAAAAAUUUGCAGGAUCUAAUAAAAUUAGGAUACUUUACGCAUUAUUUUUGUUUGAGACAAUUUAAAAUAAAGAUUAGUCACUUAUUUAAUUGUCAUUUGUAUCUCAGAAUCAGCCAACUUUAUAAGAAGAAUUUAUGUCUUACAGGUUGAGGAAGAUUAUAGUCCAGUAAUCAAAUCAGAAUGAAUACAAAAGUAAAUUAUUCUUUUAUUAAAAAGGCAAAGAUUUUAACAUUCAAACAUACAAGCAAAUUCUCAGACUUAUUUAUUAUCAAUUUGAAUUAGAAACUCAUUAAUUUUGA
Molecule: messenger RNA, 1428 nt
Organism: Tetrahymena thermophila SB210
Lineage: Eukaryota; Ciliophora; Oligohymenophorea; Hymenostomatida; Tetrahymenidae
Product: transmembrane protein, putative
Exons: 1
Source: RefSeq, a predicted model, not a curated record